AUGAAUUCGCCAGAACUGGACCGAGGAACUGAUGAGUGGUACCUUCUGUGCAAGAAGGUUCGAGAGGCUUGUGAAAAUUAUGGUUGCUUCGAAAUUGUGUAUGAUAAGAUACCCCCGCAGUUAAGAGCCGAAUUCUUCUCAGCGUCAAGAAAACUUUUCAGCCUUCCCCUUGAGACAAAGAAGAAGAACACUUAUCCAAAUCCUUACUCCGGUUACCUUGGACUGAGUGCUGUUGCUCCCUUGUACGAAAGCUUUGGCUUUGAAGAAGCAUCCGACUAUGAAUCCCUUAGAAGCUUCACAGAAGAAAUAUGGUCUCGUGACGAGCUUUGCACUGUCCUUUCUAUGAUGAAGCAGCUGGACGAAUUGAAAGAUAUGAUUCACUUGAUCAUUCUUGAUAGCUAUGGUUUGAAAGAAUCAUCAAAUUCGAUAAUGGUGACUAAGAGACUGCUAAAGUUAAUGAAGUAUACGGCACCUCCUUCAGGGGAGUACACGAUGGCUGCUCCGGCUCACACAGACAAGAAUUUUGGCACAAUCCUUUGUGAUGAUCAAGUUUCAUGUCUUGAAGUUCAAACCAAGGAUGGGCAAUGGGUCAAGUUGCCUAUACCUCCUCGCUCUUUCGUCUUUAAUAUUGGAGACUCCCUCGACCCUCAUGGUACAUAA
Molecule: messenger RNA, 660 nt
Organism: Fragaria vesca subsp. vesca
Lineage: Eukaryota; Viridiplantae; Streptophyta; Magnoliopsida; Rosales; Rosaceae
Product: gibberellin 3-beta-dioxygenase 4-like
Exons: 2
Coding region: 1-660 (219 amino acids)
Molecular function (GO): dioxygenase activity
Source: RefSeq, a predicted model, not a curated record